Messenger RNA from Cladophialophora immunda, 990 nucleotides. RefSeq lists its product as uncharacterized. The transcript is spliced from 2 exons. The record is from RefSeq and is a predicted model, not a curated record. Gene Ontology annotation, molecular function: protein binding; DNA-binding transcription factor activity. Gene Ontology annotation, biological process: regulation of DNA-templated transcription. Lineage: Eukaryota; Fungi; Ascomycota; Eurotiomycetes; Chaetothyriales; Herpotrichiellaceae. The coding region runs from base 1 to 990 and encodes 329 amino acids.
AUGCAAGCCACCCCAAGUGGUGCAGCGCUCGACACAGUCCAGUCCAGGGGGAAGGACAAUGGCCCGGGGGAAAAGCGAAAACAGCAAAACAGAAUAGCUCAACGAAGGUAUCGAGACAAGAUAGCUAGCCGCACAAAAACACUUGAAGCCUUUGCCCAACAAGCUCGCCAACUACUCAGUGAUGUGGUUGAUCUCGAAUUGGGAGAGCCACGAUGUCCGGAAUGCAGCCACUGCCGAGGGCUUGAAAACAAUCACGAAGUCAAUACGCUUCAUGUUGCAGAUGCACCUACUCCACCAGCUCAUCCUUGUCAUCGGGACGCCGUGAUAAACUCUUUCAACUUUUCGGACAGCGCAUCUCAGGAGAAUCUACCAACAAUCCCGGCUGCCAUCUCAAGAACGGGAACUCGGACUCCUCGCCCUGGCGAACCCCGAACCCUUACGAGCAGCAGUCUUGCUUCCCUACAAGACGAUCCAGGAGAAGGGCGCGCAGCAAACACAGGAGUGCCAAUGACACCCAACCAAGGCCUCUCUGUAAAACCGAGAGAGGAUGCUGCUCCCUUUGGAGCUUUACACACCCCUUUGUCCGACCAGACCUUUGUGGACUAUAUGGAUUUUUCAGGCCUGGAGUUUCUGAACAGUCACACCAACACGAGCAUCUUGACUCCAUCCGAGGAGUCCGUAGCGCCGACGAUAACAUGUCAAGAAAGCGUGCAGGCCAGUGCGGCGUUGCAUUUGGCGGCAAGAGAAGGCCGAACGCGAAUUCUCUCCAUCCUCCUACGUACUGGUUUCCGCGUGGAUGCGCGAGAUGAACGAGGGAGGACGCCGCUACAUCACUGUGCAACGCAUGGACAUACGGACGCGGCCAGGGUGCUUCUCGAAGCUGGAGCCAGUAUCAAUGCUGUGGAUGUGGACGGAAUCAGUGUCAUAAUAGCUGCGGUCAAAGCAGGAAGUGAGAAAAUGGUGGAGCUGCUGCUAAGUUAUAAGAGAUAG